Molecule: messenger RNA, 6064 nt
Organism: Ruditapes philippinarum (Manila clam)
Lineage: Eukaryota; Metazoa; Mollusca; Bivalvia; Venerida; Veneridae
Exons: 6
Coding region: 1222-3546 (774 amino acids)
Biological process (GO): ubiquitin-dependent protein catabolic process; protein polyubiquitination
Molecular function (GO): ubiquitin protein ligase activity
Source: RefSeq, a predicted model, not a curated record
GAACGCCUGGACUGUCUUAUGUUAAGAUUGAAUGAUAUGCCUGGUUGAAUGUCGUUCUGUUGAGUCUGAGAUACAAUAUGUUGGGAGGAAAUCCGAAUAUGUUGGGUGGAAAUCCCAAUGUGCUCAGUUAUUGAAGUGUUAUGUUGUGUGCUGAUUACAUUUUCUUCAGCCAAGUCAAUGUAGUGUCGGGUGCAUUAGUUGUUUUGUUCAGUUCUUGAAACAAACAGGCAUGUUGUAACACAAUUAUGUAGAGUAAAAAAGAUAUAAUGUGAGGUGUGACAGUCAUUAUUUUCGGUUAUAAUAAUGGUGAUUGGUGCCAUUCUCAUUAUGUUCAACCAUUAAAAUAAACAAUUGAGUGGUACUAUCAUUUUGUUUGGUUGAGGCAGUGUAUUAUUUGGUGAUACUUUCAUUAUGUUCAGUUGCAAUGAUAUGCUGUUGGGUGCUUUAUUCAUUCUGUUCAGUCGUGAAAUAGAACAGUUAAAUGGUACUAUCAUUAUAUUGUGUGCUGAUUAUAUCUUCUUCAGUCAAGUCAAUGUGUUGUUCGGUGCAAAGGUCGUUAUGUUCAGUUACUAAAAAGAACUGUUUCUUGGUACUAUCAUUAUGUUCAGUUCAGAUGAUAUAAUGUUCGGUGCAGAGGUCAUUAUGUUCAGUAGUGAACUCAAACUGUUGUGUGAUACUGUCAUUAUGUUAAGUUCAGAAGAUAUACUGUUCGGUUCAGAGGUCAUUGUGUUCAGUAGUGAACACAAACUGUUGUGUGAUACCGUCAUUAUGUUAAGUUAAGAUGAUAAACUGUUAAGUGCAAAGGUCAUUAUGUUCAGUAGUGAACACAAACUGUUGUGUGAUACCGUCAUUAUGUUAAGUUAAGAUGAUAUACUGUUCGGUGCAGAGGUCAUUAUGUUCAGUAGUGAACACAAACUGUUGUGUGAUACCGUCAUUAUGUUAAGUUAAGAUGAUAUACUGUUCGGUGCAGAGGUCAUUAUGUUCAGUAGUGAACACAAACUGUUGUGUGAUACUGUCAUUAUGUUAAGUUCAGAUGAUAUACUGUACGGUCAAAUGUCAUUAUGGUCAGUUAAAAUGAUAUGCUGUUGUGUACAACUGGCAUUAUAUUCAGUCAUUUAAAUUAACGAGUAUGUGUUGACAUCAUAGUGUUCAGUUGUAACAAUAUGUUGUUAUGUCGUACUAUUUUCAUGUUCAGCUGCGGCAGUUUGUUGUUUGGUAGUAAUGUUAUCAUGCUUGGUUAAUAAAACAUGUUGUUGUGUGAUGAAAUUGUUACGCUUAGUCUACUUAAUGCUAUUGGUGGAUUUGACAAUGCGCUGGGUGGUCAUACAAUUAUGUUGGGUUCAUUCGGAUAUCUUCGGGUAUUUAAAACAUCUUACUGCAAACAAGAUGGCGGGGAACGUGCACCUAUCACGAGCCCUUGCAGAAAUUGGGCAUUCUUCAUUAUUAAUUGGUUUCAUAAAUCAAAACGUUGAUGACCAAACAGCUGCGAAGUUAACAGACGCAGAACUUAGCCGCCUUGGACUUGAUACCAUCGGGGACAGGCACAAAUUCCGUGCAAAAAUGCGUACCGUGGAUCAAAACACAGGCAUAGAUACGGACCAUCUAGCUGCAUCCGAGGUGGCUUCCAGUCUUUUGACAGAGAGGAAUCGAUUGUUUGGAAGACACAGUCAGACUGGAAAGAAAAAGAAAAAAACAUCAAAACUGACAGGGUGGACAGGACAGUUCUUUUGUUUAGCUAGCUCCACUACUGAAAGAAUACCAAAUGUGAGUGAAAAAGAAGUUUUGAUAACAGCAGGAUUGGGGUUAAAAAAGAUAAGACUGGAAAACGAUGAUGAUGAAUCAGAGGUUAUGAAGAAGUUGAUGUCUUCAGGCGCUGGCUUUCCCCAGCUUGCAGAAGCUGGGGGGUUUGAACUGUUAAGAUCAGAACAGAAUUGUAGGAUCUUAAAGGUAAUUGGAUCACGGUGGAAUUCAAAAGAACUAAAAAUGUAUGUUGGUGGCCAAGCAAAAAUUUAUAUUAGGCCAGUACAGAAUAACCUUUCAACACAACCGAUGACUUUACCUCCUAUUGAAGAGGACUAUAAAACUAUGUGUGAUAUAUGUAGCUCCUCCAUUCCAGUAAGGCAAAUGAGAGAGCACAUGCAAGAGUGUGUUGAUCUUCCUGAUUUGUCAGGGAGUAUUGUUUUCACAUAUCCUAAUACUUCACCUGUCAACUCACAAGUGACUCAUUCAGAGACAUAUGGAACAGAAAACAUUCUAGUGACAGGCUCUGUGCCAGCUGGUGAGAGCUCUGAAAUGACUGGUAGAACUUUUCCUAAUACGUCACCUGUCAACUCAGAAGUGACUCAUUCAGAGCUGAAUGAUAUAGAUAACACUCUAAUGACAGGCUCUGUGCCAGCAGUUGAAAGCACUGAAAUGACAGUCUCAGGAGUUGUUGACAGUGUAGUCAAUUUUUGUGUUAGUCAUAACAUUACUAAUCCUGUGGAAAUAUUAAAGAAAUUACAAAAGGACAUGGUAACUGGAAGACCAUUAGAAAUAGAGGAUGUCACUCAGUGUCUAGAUGGGGCAACAAACUUUAUUUUAGUUGACCGGUCCAGGCCAUUAGAUACAGCAUUUGAUGAGCUAUCUAGCCUGACGCCCUCAGAGUUGAGAUUAACACUAGAGGUUCAAUUUUAUGAUGAGAAUGCAGAAGAUUAUGGUGGUCCAAGGAAGGAAUUUUUUUGGUUAGCUUUGAAUGCCAUAAAAGAGAAGUAUUUUAGUCAUGGUUUGCGAGAUUUACUUGCAGAUGAUUAUGUAGCAGUGGGCACUGUAUUUGAAAUGCAAAGUAAUGUUUGUUUCUACUUUAAGAAUGCAGAAGAUUAUGGUGGUCCAAGGAAGGAAUUUUUUUGGUUAGCUUUGAAUGCCAUAAAAGAGAAGUAUUUUAGUCAUGGUUUGCGAGAUUUACUUGCAGAUGAUUAUGUAGCAGUGGGCACUGUAUUUGCUCUCAGUAUCCUUCAGAAUGGUGCAUUUCCCAACUUCAUGGAUGAAAAUGUUCUCCAAGAACUAUGGCAUAGUGAAACACCUUCUCCAAGUAUCAUUAAGCUGAGACAAGGGCUUAACACUCUAGGAAUCAUGGAGAUUGUGAAAUGGUUGCCAUCCAUGGAGUUUCUGUUUCACCCAAGUAUUGUGCCACUGACAGUGAAGAAACUAACAACCAUUUUGAAGCCUGUAUUUAGUGAGAAUGGCUCAAACAAUGCUGUCUUAGAAAAGGAAGUGUAUGGAAAAUUCAUUAAGUACAUGAGGGAAGUGGCAAGUGGUAGGCGACUAGGGAUGACACUCAACAGUAUGCUUAGAUUUGUGACAGGUGCGGAGGAUGAGCCAGUUUUAGGAUUUCAGCUUCAGCCAUCUAUAUAUUUCACAGAAAAAGAGUCUUUCAUUCCUACUGCACAAACAUGUAUUAACAGACUUAUACUGCCAAGACCAUCAGUUUCCAUGGAACUGCCAGAGGAUGACAAACUAUUUCAGUUUUAUGAUCUUGCAUUUGCUAACGAGUUUUUCGGGUUGAAGUAAUUUUUAAUCAGAUGUAAGGGUGACAGAGGCACAAGGCAAAGAGCUUUAAUGUUUCCAUGUAGCUUUAUACCAUGGACAUGUGCAAAGUUUGUUUUGAAACUGCUAUGGUAAAUUGGCCACUGCCUGGGGUUUCCAUUUUGAACUUAAACUGUUGUACAGCAGCUGUAUAUAAAAGUCUUAGGCACAGAUCUUUGAGAUUGUGCAUGUAGCAUUGGGACUUAUUCCAAAUUUGUUAAAAUCAUGAUCCUUGAAAUAAUAUUGGUCCCACCCAAGUAGUCACAUGGAUAACAUAAAUGAUAAUUAUAUUGUGCUGUUGAUUACUAUUCCUGGAUUGUGGAUCAAUAACCAUAAAUGCUUUGAUUGCUUAUUUGCCUAUUUUAUAGCAAUACAGGGCCAUCAUUGCCCUCUUGUUUUGUAGCUCACCUGUCACAAAGUGACAUGGUGAGCUUUUGUGAUCGCUUUUCGUCCAUGGUCAGUCCGUAAACUUUUACUUUUAACGACAUCUCCUUAUAAACCGCUAAGCAAAAUUCAUCCAAAGGAAUGUUCCUUUGGUAGUCAACUUUAAAAAUUGAUCAAAGAAUUUAAUGCCAUGGCAACAACAAUAAACUUAAAAAAAUCUUAUUUUAAAAAACCUAAAGAGCUAGAGCUUCGAUAGAAAGCAUGAAACAUCUUCUAGCGGGUGUCUACCAAGUUUAUACAAAUAAAAGCCCGGGGGUCAAAAUUGGCCCUGCCCUAAGGGCCAUUGUUUUUCCCUUUAUGUAUAUAGUAAAAACUUAAAAAAUUCUCUUUUCAUAAAACCUAAGACCUAGAGCUUAGAUAUUUAUCAUGAAACAUCUUCUAAUAGGUGGCUACCAUGUUUGAACAAAUAAAAGCCCCUGGGUUUGAAUUGGCCCCACCCCGGGGGGCCUUUAUACAGAUUAUGACAUUAAUCAGGCUGUCCAGCGUCCCUAAAAUUCCUAAAAAAUUCUACUUUUUUUCAGUUUGGCUAAAAUUCCUAAAAAAAUGAAAAAUUCAAAGGGAAUUCCUAAAAAAGCCCUAUUUUUUCACUUAAAUUCCUAUUUUUUUUAUCUUUGUGAUAAACAUAUUGCGAAACAACCAUAUUUCAAUCAUAACCUAAUUUCGAACACAGUCUGACUAAAUUGCAUAAUGUCACAUGUUGUAUUUACUUCAACUCCUGCAGAAAUGCCAUACUUGAUUAAUUGUCAGAUGUUUAGUGUUAUCAGAAAAAAUAAUAAGAAACUGUUUGUUUUAAAUGGUCCAACUUUGACUAUAUCAAAAGAGUCACCUGUUUAAAAUUGUGAUACAAAAAUUUCCAUGGAAGUUACAUUUUUAUUGGCUACAGAGUUUUACCUCAGUCUAAGGUGUAUUUAAAGCAACUAUUUACAUGAUGAACCACUAAAUUGCAUCAAACUUUAUUUAGGGGUCCUUAUUAAUAAAAUCUUAAUUUGUAAUCAAGUUAUUUUCAAGUGAUGACUGUAGAACAGAUCUUUUGUAAGUGAUACCAGCUGGCAGAUGUAGACAAGUUUCCAUAAUAGCUAAUUAUAAUGUGAGUAGGGUAAACUGGCAGUAAUGAUUUGAUGCCUUAACCAUUUUGCUACCCAAUAAGCGUACUAGUCUUAAGAAGUGACACCUUCAGCUGCCCUUUUUGUACACAUUAACAUGUACUGAACAUAUGUUCUAACAUAUUGUGUAAGUUUUUUACAAUUUGGAAAAAAACUGUUGAAAAUCAUUGAAAAAACUGACACUGUUGUGAAAUUUUCUACAAUUUUUAGUAGCCUGAUUAAUCUUGAACAAAUUCUUUAUAGGUGUAUACCCUGGUGUUUGAAUUUAAGUUUAAUUAUUCCUUGAAAUGACUUGAGUGGGUCAUAUCGUUUUUACUGUCUUUUAAGAAAGAUCAAGACUGGUUGAAAAUCUACCAACCUUAAAAUGAAUAAAUUUUGAUAAGAAAUGCAUUUAUAGCUAAAAUAAAUCUAAAGCAUAAUUUCCCCAGGGCCCUUCCAUUUAUUAUUGGCUAAUCAAAGCUUAGCUAAUUGAAUAUUGGUUGUUCCGGGAUUCUUAUAACUUUGAAAAUAUUUUCAUUGUAGUUAUGUUUUAAUGUAAUUUUUCAGCUCUUUUUAAAGGCAGUUGACCAGUGAAUCCAUUAUUUCACUGGUGACUAUGGAACACUGGUAACACCUUUGCUAUAACCAAACUAGAGCAUUAUUUGUGAGUUACUUUUGUGUUAAAUAUGCAAAGUUGAGCCCAUAUCAUGGUCUUUUGAGGCCAUUAUUUAGUUAUAAAAUUCCAAAUUUUAGCCCUAAAAUUUCUUAUAUUUACCCUAAAAUUCCUAAUUUUAGCCCUAAAAUUUCUUAAGAAUUGCCCUAAAAUUUGCCCUAAUUUUUUGUCAGAAGGUGCUGGACAGCCUGCAUUAAUGUAACUGUAAAUAGCAUGAUUUUUGUGAUUUCUCUUUGAAAACUGUCUCUGAGAUUUGAGAUAAGCAAUAACUUAAAUUAAAAAAAAUGUGUUACUGUUAUUAGUA